CGUUUGGCACAACAACAAGAGAUUUCCAUUUUUCUGGGUCGGGAAAAAUCGGUUUCAGCAGCUGGAAAAUCGAAUUUCCUGGAUUUAGUUCGGUUCUAAUAGUAGCCAAAAAGUUAAUUAUCUUAAAACAAUCUAAAGACGUGGUAGCGCUCAAAGAUGUCCCAAGAAGUCGAGGAAACCCUAAAACGGAUCCAAUCCCACAAGGGCGUCGUCGGAACCAUCGUGGUCAACAAUGAAGGCAUUCCAGUAAAAAGUACCCUAGACAACACGACUACGGUCCAGUACGCCGGUCUGAUGAGCCAGCUAUCGGACAAAGCCCGGAGCGUGGUUCGUGAUCUGGAUCCAUCGAACGAUCUCACCUUCCUGAGGGUUCGCUCGAAGAAGCACGAGAUUAUGGUGGCCCCAGAUAAGGACUUCCUGCUGAUUGUGAUCCAAAAUCCCACGGAUUGAGCGAGAUUAAGUCGUUUAGCUUCUUCGUUCAUUACAACUAGCAGCGCACCCAACCAAGUCGAGAGUUUUCUUUCCUGUGUGUGAAGAAGUAAAACAACCAGGCGAGGACCAGAAAUGAAGCGAACAUGCGGGACGUGACAGUUUGAAUUGGUAUUUAUUUAAAUUAUCUAUAUGCACUUGUGUAAUUUCAGUUUAAAACUCUACAAUAAAACAUUCUAUAUUUUCUUCUUUUCGAUAAAAUCUUAUCAACAAUAAUAAUGAUUAGAAACAAGUUUGAUUGAGCCGAA
This is a messenger RNA of Uranotaenia lowii, 737 nucleotides long. Its product is annotated as dynein light chain roadblock-type 2-like. Lineage: Eukaryota; Metazoa; Arthropoda; Insecta; Diptera; Culicidae. Gene Ontology annotation, cellular component: centrosome; cytoplasm; cytoplasmic dynein complex. Gene Ontology annotation, biological process: microtubule-based movement. The coding region runs from base 157 to 450 and encodes 97 amino acids. Gene Ontology annotation, molecular function: dynein intermediate chain binding. The record is from RefSeq and is a predicted model, not a curated record. The transcript has 3 exons.